AUGUUUUUAAUAAACAUGUAUCGCCAAGUUCGUGUUAAUGAUGAAUAUUCAGCAAUAACUAAAACAUAUUGGAAAUUAAUAGAGGAUGAAUUUAUUCCAACAAUUUUAAUUCGAGCUGGGGAAAGAUUUACGUUGAUUGAGGUAUCAUUGCCUAUAUUUUUUGCACCAGACUUGUCCUUAUUUUCAUCGUUACAACAUAAAAAUUCAAAAGUUGCAUUAAAACCAAUUUGUCCUUUGUUUGGUCAAGAAAGUCUUCAGAUUCUGGAUUUACCGGUUGACGGAUUUUCUGAUAGAAACGGGAAUGUGCCUGUACCCGGAACCUUGUAUUGUGUUCGAGUUCAAAUUUCAUUUACUCCUGGACUUAUUCCAAUAUGGACGUAUAAUGAAAAUUAUGUUGGAACUCUAGAUUCUUUUCAUUGGACUUCAGCAUUUAUGGCGGAGAACUCUAUCAGUACAGACAUUUUCAAAUCUUAUCGUGUAGAUGGACUUGUUAUAGAGAAAAUUGUUCGAAUGACAAGACAAAGAAAGAUUUUGAAUUAUUACUUUAUACUUCAAGAAAAUGCUAAAGAGUUUCCUCCACGUUUGGCAAUUGCUGUUGGACACGAUGCAGAUAAAUAUGGAGGGGGGAAGUCUUUGGAUGUUGGGGAUUGGAUUAGCUUUUUGCCUAUGUGAGUGGUUCU
This is a messenger RNA of Meloidogyne enterolobii, 680 nucleotides long. The record is from the annotation of a GenBank genome assembly. Lineage: Eukaryota; Metazoa; Nematoda; Chromadorea; Rhabditida; Meloidogynidae.